Molecule: messenger RNA, 1014 nt
Organism: Venustampulla echinocandica
Lineage: Eukaryota; Fungi; Ascomycota; Leotiomycetes; Helotiales; Pleuroascaceae
Product: HisG-domain-containing protein
Exons: 4
Coding region: 1-1014 (337 amino acids)
Biological process (GO): L-histidine biosynthetic process
Cellular component (GO): cytoplasm
Molecular function (GO): magnesium ion binding; ATP phosphoribosyltransferase activity
Source: RefSeq, a predicted model, not a curated record
AUGCCCCUGAUCGAAGAGCAAAUUCAUGAGACGUUUGCUAAUAAUGCGGAAAGUUUAGAGGGGAGGCUGCUGUUUGCGGUGCCCAAGAAGGGUCGAUUAUUACAAGCAGCUCUUAACCUGCUCGAAGGCGCAGACAUACAGUUCCGGCGAGAAUCGCGGCUCGACAUCGCCCUCGUGAAAAAUCUCCCUAUUGCGCUCGUCUUCCUGCCGGCUGCUGACAUCCCUACGUUCGUUGGCGAAGGAAGAGUUAGUCUUGGGAUAACUGGAAGGGAUACGGUCGCAGAACAUGCAGCUUCUGUAGUUGCUGCCAAACGGGAACGGGCGGAAUCUGGACAAUCGACGCCGACCGACGAGGAGGACCUCAUUGGCUGUGAGGAGGUGAUGGAGCUAGGGUUUGGUUCUUGCAAAUUGCAGGUUCAGGUACCGGAGAAGGGCCAGUAUGCGAAGCCGUCGGACUUGAUUGGAAAGAAUAUCGGAACCAGUUUUGUCCACCUGGCCGCGGAUUACUUUGCUGGUCUAGAAAAAGAGGCUGCCGAGAGCAACGGGGAGAAAAAGCUGAAGACGAACAUUAUCGAGCUCAGCGGGAGCGUGGAGGCAGCAUGUGCUCUAGGUGUCGCAGACGGAAUUGUUGAUCUCGUUGAGUCUGGCGAGACAAUGAAGGCCGCAGGCUUGAAGCCAAUUGAUACUGUAGUAUCCAGCAUUGCAGUUUUGGUGAAAUCAAAGAAGCCGUCAAAUCCACAAUUAGUCAAUCUCAUUGCUUCAAGGAUACGAGGCGUUAUCACCGCUCAACAAUAUGUCCUUUGCCAAUAUAACAUUCGCCGGGAAAAGCUAGCAGACGCAGCAAAGAUCACACCCGGAAAAAGGGCUCCAACUAUCAACGCUUUAGAAGAAGAAGGAUGGUUGGCUGUCAGCUCCAUGGUGGAGAAGAAGAAGAUCGCUACGGUGAUGGAUGAAUUGGCCGAAGCUGGGGCAGCUGAUAUUUUGGUUCUGAAUAUUACAAAUACUAGAUACUAG